CAAAAAUAGUAGCUAAAAUUGUUCGCUGCUCAAAUUUGUGUGUUAAUGUUUUGGCUACCGUAAGCUUUCUAUCCUAAUUGCGUUUUUAUAAGUUGCAUCUACCUGUUGUUAUUUACUCGAUAAGUCGUUUUCUCCGUUGUUUGUUUUCUGUUAAAAACCCUUUCAUUUGGUGUCAGUGUUAAGCUAUUCAUACGAUCUACAAAAAAAAAACAGCCGCCAUAUAGAAAAGCGAGAUAACACACAAUGCUCGGUAUCUUCCGCAAAUUCAUUUUGGACAAACGUAUCAUACGCAAGACGUUUUCCUUCUCGGCUGUGGCGGCGAAGCGCUUUGUCAUAAAAGACCACUACGAGUUCGAUCAGAAGGUCAUAAACAGCGACAACCCGGUGAUCGUAAAUUUCCACGCCGAAUGGUGCGAUCCAUGCAAAAUCCUUACACCCAAGAUGACGGAACUGCUGGAACCGUCCGAAGAGAUCGAUCUGGCGAUCGUGGACGUGGACGAUAAUGCCGAGUUGGUGCAAACGUUCGAAGUGAAAGCAGUGCCUGCAAUACUUGCCUUCCGAAAUGGUGUGGUAGUAGACAAAUUCAUCGGUCUCGUCGAUGCGAAUAUGAUCGAAAAUUUAAUUGGGAAACUGACAAAGAAAAAGGCAUCCUAAUGAUCUAGUGUUUUAAAAACGAGCGACACGAACGUACUACACUAACGCACAUACAUUUGUGAUGCGAGUUUGACCAUGAACAAUAUAUUGUAGGCUGCUAGGUAAUUGUAUAUUUACAUGGCGGCUUACGCAGGUUUUUGGCAUCCUCAAAUCCCAUCUGUUCGUGCGAAAUACAUGUUAAAAAUGACUCUAUAAGACAAAUUGGAAGAUGUGUGACAAAACAAAGUGUGCAUUGGUUUUGUGGUCCAACGCCACGAAAAUACCAUUUCUCCUCUAUAGUAGGCAUUGUGAUGUACAGUGAUCGAUUUUAUUAUUUUCAGUAAGAGAAACACCAGGUGAAACGAUUUUAUUUUACGAAUAACGAACGACAAAUAUACGGAAAAACGAGCACUUGAAA
Anopheles nili is the source of this 1051-nucleotide messenger RNA. RefSeq names its product thioredoxin, mitochondrial. NCBI's taxonomy places the organism in Eukaryota, Metazoa, Arthropoda, Insecta, Diptera, Culicidae. The record is from RefSeq and is a predicted model, not a curated record. Gene Ontology annotation, molecular function: oxidoreductase activity, acting on a sulfur group of donors, disulfide as acceptor. The transcript has 3 exons. The coding region runs from base 244 to 654 and encodes 136 amino acids. Gene Ontology annotation, cellular component: cytoplasm.